CUGGUGUAUUUAAAGAGCGAAAGAGCCACCGACGACACUGAGCUGAACAGAAGCGAUCUGUAAAGAGAGCAGAGACAGACUGACCUGACUUUCUCCACGAAUAGGUGGAAAUUCAUCACAGUUAAUAAUCUACUCUAGGACUACAGUUACGUCUAAUCAAAGAUGUCGUCUGCAAAAGGAGUUGCUAUUGGGAUUGACCUGGGCACCACCUACUCCUGUGUGGGGGUGUUUCAGCAUGGAAAAGUGGAGAUCAUCGCCAACGACCAGGGAAACAGAACAACACCCAGCUAUGUUGCCUUCACAGACACCGAGAGGCUCAUUGGAGAUGCAGCUAAAAACCAGGUGGCCAUGAACCCCAACAACACCGUGUUUGACGCCAAGAGGCUGAUCGGUAGAAAGUUUGAGGACCCAGUUGUGCAGUCUGACAUGAAGCACUGGUCUUUCCGAGUCGUCAGCGAUGGAGGGAAGCCGAAAGUUCAAGUUGAAUACAAGGGAGAAAACAAGACCUUUUAUCCCGAAGAGAUCUCCUCCAUGGUCCUGGUGAAGAUGAAGGAGAUUGCUGAAGCUUAUCUGGGGCAGAAGGUGACCAAUGCAGUUAUCACAGUUCCUGCCUAUUUCAAUGACUCCCAGAGACAAGCGACUAAAGACGCUGGAGUGAUCGCUGGACUGAAUGUCCUGAGAAUCAUCAACGAGCCCACAGCUGCAGCCAUUGCCUACGGCCUCGACAAAGGCAAAGCUUCAGAGCGCAACGUGCUGAUCUUUGACCUGGGAGGAGGCACCUUUGAUGUGUCCAUCCUGACCAUUGAAGAUGGCAUCUUUGAGGUGAAGGCCACGGCUGGAGACACUCAUCUGGGAGGAGAGGACUUUGACAACCGCAUGGUGAAUCACUUUGUUGAAGAAUUCAAGAGGAAGCACAAGAAGGACAUCAGUCAGAACAAGAGGGCCCUGAGGAGACUGAGGACAGCGUGUGAGCGAGCCAAGAGGACCCUCUCGUCCAGCUCUCAGGCCAGCAUUGAGAUCGACUCACUGUACGAGGGCAUCGACUUCUACACGUCCAUCACCAGAGCGCGCUUUGAAGAGAUGUGCUCAGACCUCUUCAGAGGAACACUGGAGCCUGUGGAAAAAGCCCUGAGAGACGCCAAGAUGGACAAGUCUCAGAUUCAUGACGUUGUGUUGGUCGGAGGAUCGACAAGAAUCCCAAAGAUCCAGAAGCUUCUGCAGGAUUUCUUCAACGGCAGAGACUUGAACAAGAGCAUCAACCCAGACGAGGCAGUGGCUUAUGGUGCCGCGGUCCAAGCCGCCAUCCUCAUGGGAGACACAUCUGGAAACGUCCAGGACCUGCUGCUGCUGGAUGUGGCUCCUCUGUCCCUGGGUAUCGAAACCGCAGGUGGAGUCAUGACGGCCCUCAUCAAACGCAACACCACCAUCCCCACCAAACAGACCCAGACCUUCAGCACCUACUCAGACAACCAGCCCGGCGUCCUGAUCCAGGUCUACGAGGGAGAGAGGGCCAUGACAAAAGACAACAACCUGCUGGGUAAAUUUGAGCUGACAGGAAUCCCACCUGCUCCACGUGGAGUCCCGCAGAUCGAAGUCACCUUUGACAUCGACGCCAACGGAAUCCUAAAUGUGUCGGCGGUGGACAAAAGCACCGGAAAAGAGAACAAGAUCACCAUCACCAAUGACAAGGGCAGACUGAGUAAAGAGGAGAUCGACAGGAUGGUGCAGGACGCAGACAAAUACAAAGCUGAAGACGAUCUGCAGAGAGAGAAGAUCGCUGCCAAAAACUCCCUGGAGUCCUACGCCUUCAACAUGAAGAACAGUGUGGAAGAUGAGAACCUGAAAGGAAAGAUCAGUGAGGAUGACAAGAAGAAAGUUAUUGAGAAAUGUAACGAGGCCGUCAUCUGGCUAGAGAACAACCAGCUGGCUGAUAAGGAGGAGUAUGAACAUCAGCUGAAGGAGCUGGAGAAGGUCUGCAACCCAGUUAUCACUAAACUGUAUCAGGGAGGGAUGCCAGCUGGAGGCUGUGGAGCUCAGGCACGUGGAGCAUCAGGGGCCGCUGCUCAGGGGCCCACUAUUGAAGAGGUGGAUUAAAGUUAAGGACUUGUCACUUUGUCUUUCAUAUCUCACUAAAAAAUUUGCUCAGUUGACCUUUUUAUAUGAUAUUGUUGUUUUUAUGUUCUUGUUUUACUAUUUAAUCACAAGCCACUUUAAUUUAGUCAAUAUGUAUAUACUGUAAAGAUGUAAAUACAAGUAUGAUUGUCUUCUAUGGAUAAUGAACAUUGUUAAUAAACUUUUUUUUAAAUGACAAACA
Messenger RNA from Carassius auratus (goldfish), 2314 nucleotides. RefSeq names its product heat shock 70 kDa protein. The record is from RefSeq and is a predicted model, not a curated record. Lineage: Eukaryota; Metazoa; Chordata; Actinopteri; Cypriniformes; Cyprinidae. Gene Ontology annotation, molecular function: ATP-dependent protein folding chaperone; ATP binding. The transcript has 2 exons. Bases 163 to 2094 code for a protein of 643 amino acids.